CCCUUUCUUUGAGCAUCGGGGUUCAACGAUCUAUGCGAAUACAUUCCAUAUAAAAUCUUACUGAGCUUAACGAUGGUCGUUUGCGCUUACUGUAGCCUAUUGGGCUUGUGGUGAGGUGCACGGUCAAGCGUCCAUGCAGCCCGCACUGCUGAGAUGUUUUGGAAAGCUAAGAGAGGUUACGGGGAGAAAGGGUCAAUUGUAGCGAUGAAAACGAAGUGCUCACGCAAUCCUGAGAGCUGCCAGAAGGACAGUGUUGGGAAAUGACGGGUUUGAGCACCAAAGCUUUACGUAGAAACACUGUUGAAGAUUGAGGACUGUUCCCCAAUGGAAUGCAGAAAAGACUGCGGAACUGCCGCAGUGAAUGGAGUUGGUUUGGUUCGUUUGUUAACGGAUGAUACAAACAUUGUAUUUCUCCAGAAGAGAUAACAAAACCAGUGAGCCAAUUCCUGACGGAAGUGUUGUUUGUUUGGAAAUGACAGAAGUGUUUUCCCUCAGCCGAAGGUGAUGUAAUCACAACCAAGGCACGCGCUCACAAUAGGCUAUAGUGUUAUGAUUUUGUUGAACAAUUAUCUAGCGUCGUAAUCGCUGUCCAUGGUCCUGAUCCGCGCGGGAUGGUCGAGACGCUGAGCAUCGCCGUCAUCGGUGCGCCUGGAGUCGGGAAAACUUCUAUCAUCCGUCAGUUUAUUUACAAUGACUUCCCUGAGACUUACACCCCCACCCAAACGCGGUACGUGUACAGACCCUCGGUCUUUCUCAACGGUGUUAUGUACGACCUGAAGAUUUUGGAUGUCCCGCCAAUUUCCACCUUUCCUUCAAGCCCGAGUCAGGAGUGGCUGGAUGCACGGUGUAGAGGAGUCCGCAGUGCAAACGCCUACAUUCUGGUCUAUGACAUCUGCUGUGUGGAGAGCUUUGAGUAUGUCAAGAUGAUCCGACAGCAAAUCGUGGAAAAUAGAGUAGGCAGCAGCAGUGAGGUGCCCAUCCUGGUGGUGGGCAGUAAGAGGGACCUGCAGCGGCAACGGUUCACCCAGCGGAGGGCUGUGUCUGUACUGGUGAAGAAGACCUGGAAGUGUGGUUAUGUUGAGUGCUCCGCCAAAUAUAACUGGCACGUGCUUCUUCUCUUUAAAGAGCUCCUGGGAAUUGCCGUGACACGAGGACUCCGUCCAAACCACACCUCUAUUCGUCUACAGGGGGCACUGCACAGGAACCGCUGUAAUGUCAUGUGACUGAUAGAUACAGUA
Xyrauchen texanus (razorback sucker) is the source of this 1238-nucleotide messenger RNA. It is a transcript of the gene rasl10a, whose product is annotated as RAS-like, family 10, member A. The record is from RefSeq and is a predicted model, not a curated record. NCBI's taxonomy places the organism in Eukaryota, Metazoa, Chordata, Actinopteri, Cypriniformes, Catostomidae. Bases 612 to 1223 code for a protein of 203 amino acids. The transcript has 3 exons. Gene Ontology annotation, molecular function: GTP binding; GTPase activity.